Molecule: messenger RNA, 2591 nt
Organism: Nerophis lumbriciformis (worm pipefish)
Lineage: Eukaryota; Metazoa; Chordata; Actinopteri; Syngnathiformes; Syngnathidae
Gene: rangap1b
Product: Ran GTPase activating protein 1b
Biological process (GO): activation of GTPase activity; signal transduction; nucleocytoplasmic transport
Cellular component (GO): cytosol; nucleus; perinuclear region of cytoplasm
Molecular function (GO): small GTPase binding; GTPase activator activity
Source: RefSeq, a predicted model, not a curated record
CGGAAAACAUGACGUCACAAGCCUCCGCAACCGGCGCGGUUUGAGACGGAACAGCGUGGAUUCGCUAUUAUUUCCUUGGAAAUUUCUCCUGGUGACAUCAUGGCUUCAGAUGACAUUGCCGAGCUGGUUGAUUCUCUCUCCAACACCCAUGUUGGGGAUGGAGAGUUGAGCUUUAAAGGCUUAGGGCUGAAGCUGGACAACGCAGAAUCAGUGGAAGAGCUGGUGCAGGAGAUAGAACAGUGUCAAGAUUUGAGAGCCUUGCGCUUGGAGGGAAACACUUUGGGCGUUGAGGCAGCCGUAGCCAUCGCCCAGGCACUGGAAAGCAAACAUAGGCUUCAGAGUUGUUAUUGGAGCGACCUUUUUACUGGAAGACUACGCUUUGAAAUCCCAAAAGCCCUAGAAUCACUUAGCAGUGGAAUAAUGAUGGCAGGGGCCCGUCUGACUGUGCUGGACUUGAGUGAUAAUGCGUUUGGACCAGAUGGCGUGCGGGGCAUUCAACAGCUUCUUAAAAGUCCUACCUGCCACACCUUGAAAGAGCUAAGACUCAACAAUUGUGGGAUGGGAAUCGGAGGAGGAAAGAUUCUGGCAGAAGCACUGAUGGAGUGCCACAGAUCCUCAGUAACUGCUGGAUCUGCGCUCAAAUUGAGAAUAUUUGUUGCUGGAAGAAAUCGUUUAGAAAAUGAAGGAGCCAGUGCCCUGGCCAAGGCCUUUCAGUUGAUGGGAAGUCUGGAGGAGGUCCACAUGCCCCAGAACGGCAUCAACUAUGCAGGCGUCAUCGCUUUAGCUUCUGCCAUGCGACACAACCCAGACCUGCGGGUGCUCAACCUCAACGACAACACCUUCACAAAGAGAGGAACACUGGCUAUGGCACAGGCUCUGGGGCAUCUGAGGAAUGUCCAGGUGAUCAACUUUGGUGACUGCUUGGUCCGCUGUGAAGGAGCGAUUGCCCUCGCAGCAGUCCUAAGAGAGGGCUUGCCAAUCCUCAAGGAGCUGAAUCUGUCCUUUGGAGAGAUCAAAGAGGCGGCGGCGCUCGUGGUUGCUCAGGCCGUCAUGGACAAACCUUACAUGGAGAAAGUGGAUCUGAACGGGAACUUUUUGGGCGAGGAUGGCUGUGAGGGUCUCAGGGAAGCCAUGGAGAGCCAAGACAAAGCAGUAAUGCUGGCUUCACUCAGUGAUGACGAGGGAGAACCUGAUGAUGAUGAUGAUGAUGAUGAUGAUGAUAAUGAUGAGGGCGAGGCAGCGGCAAAUGACGACUGUUGCAAUGGGGAGGAGUUUGGAAAAGAAAAUGGAUUGCUGGCAAAAGAAGACAGUCCUUCCAAGUGCCAUUGUCCAGAUGAGGUAUUGUCUUUCGUUGCUUGCCCAUCUGCUGAGAAGCUUCUUCAGCUAGGAGAAAUGACGAGACAUCUGCUGCCAGAGGUGGACAUGACGAACCCACAUAAGGCAGCUGAUGUCCUUCUGAAAGUGGCUUCUUUAUACAGUGAGAAACCUGUCAUCCAGACCACAGUGCUGGAAACUUGUGACAUGCUGUUGAGAAAACUUCUCUCUGGUUCAGCCUUCCAGGCGUACACCUUUCUCUCUACCCUGCUGGUCCUCAUGGGAAUCCUCCAGGGAGAAGGGAAGACGAAAAAAGUGCCACUGGUAGCAGGCCAACUGUUAUGUUUGGAACAUGCCGUCCAGCAAGACUACUUUGCCCAGCACCACGCAUACCUGCUUCACAUUGUCCUGUCAAAGAACCGCAACGCUCUCAAUUUGUGCAGCAGUAGCAUGGAGAGAUUAAGCUCCGCCUUAGAAAAGAGGUGCCUUGACCAACAUUGAUGGACCGCUGCUGAAAAAUAUAUGCACACACAUUCUGGGAUUCAUUCCUCCACAAUAGAAGCCUGUGAAACCACUGUUGAUUGUAUCAAAUCUGUCCAGUAUAUGUUUUUAUAUUUUUUUACUCAUGCUAGAGAUUUUUAUUUUUAUAGAGAGUACACAGUAAUCAUAAUGAUACAUAUCUGCAUAUUAACCUCCAGUUUUUUGUGGAGAAAGAAAAAGUCAAGAUAGUUUACAGUAAAAUGGCAGAUUUUGUAGGAUUGUGCUUUGGUUUGCAAAUGUGCACUUACUUUGACAUGUUGUUUUUAAGGGAUACAUCACAUACAUACACUCUUUUAAUCUAUAUUGUAAUAUUAAUACAGGGAACAUGGACUGCAUAUUAUCAAAAUGGUAAAGGUGUUUGCUGUUUUUCUUGUUAACGUUUAACACUUAAAUAAUGUAUCAUUGUUUCUGCAUCAUUUUGAAAUGUUACUCACUGGAAAGAAAAACAUUGUCAACAUGAUAUUGAUGUCUUUUAUCGCCAGUCUUAAUUAAAAUUGUGCACUUAUGUUGUAUGUUCAGUUUCAGAAUGACCUCAUUAUAGCAUCAUAGAACUGAACAGCGUUCAGGGUGAAGUGGCUCAAAUGUUUUGUAUUGGCUUUCAGAGUAACAUAUUUUCCUUCAUUUAUAAUUGUCACAAUGUUUUUUGAAUGUUAUUUGUACUAAACUCUUAAUACAACUCAAGUUUUGUCAAUUUAUUUUACUUUUUUAUUAUAAUCUGAAUAAAAAAUAAUUUUUCC